AUACUGUGCAGAAGUUUAGUUGAAGUGCCGCAGUUCGGAUGUCUUUUUGAGUCUAUCGUCGGUUGGUGAUUAUAGUCUGGAACUUUGAUAUCUUACGAAGGAUAAUAGUAUCCGAAAGAUACUUUUAAUAUACUAGUGAACCUCUACUGGUUGUCGUGGAUUGGAAUGAACAUUUCCUAAAGAAACGUACUUAAGUGCCGUUCCUUUUAUAAAACAGGAUAGUUUGCGACUAACUGGAGUUCGCCGAUGGUGAUAGCUGGAGAUUGGAUAACAGAAAAUAAACUAAACUGCACUACAUAUUUGGAUUAAUACUUGCUCAUGGGAAUAGAUUAUACUCUUUUGAUUGAACGUUGAAAGGAUACUACGAAGAUGGGUCUCGAAUCCAUACUGAAAUUCGGAUAUGCUUUAGUGACGGUGACCCUAAUGUUAAUGGUUUGGGCAUCAUUGGCACGAGCUAACAGUCGUGAAAUUGAGCAAAUGAAAUUUCCACCAUGCACCUCUAAUCCACUAUGUACAUGUUCGAAGGCGGCACCAGAUUUAGGCGUAGUCCACUGUAAAAAUGUACCGUUUCCUGCACUACCUAGGAUGGUCAAUUCCUCAAAAGUUUUCAUGUUGCACAUGGAGAAUACCGGACUGCGCGAAAUAGAGCCUUACUUUUUGCAUGCAACAGGUCUAUAUCGCCUAAAGCUUUCAAAUAACUACCUUACUGAAAUUCCCGAUGAUGCUUUCACUGGUCUGGAGAGGUCACUCUGGGAACUCAUUCUACCGCAUAACGAUCUCAUUGCAAUACCAUCAAAAUCAUUUCGACAUCUUCAAAAACUACGACACUUGGACCUCAGUUAUAAUCAUAUUACUAACAUGGAACGCGAUUCAUUUCGUGGUCUAGAAGACUCUCUUCAGACACUCAUUUUGAAGGAGAACUCCAUUACGAUGCUUGUUUCGCACAGUUUUUCAGGACUCAUGAUUCUCGAGACUCUUGACUUGAGCGGCAAUAAUUUGUUUGAUAUUGAUCCUAGUGUAUUUAGAGAUGGCAUGCCACGUCUAUCCAAACUUUUAUUGACUGACAAUAUUUUGAGUGAGAUUCCUUAUGAUGCGCUGGAACCGUUGAAACAGUUGAGGACUUUGGAUAUUUCACACAACAUUAUUUGGAGUCUGAGUCCAAAUAGUACGUAUGGAACCAGGUCCAAUGUAAAACUGAAUCUAGACAAUUUGCAUAUUGAGUAUAACCACAUCCAGGAACUUCCACCGAAUUCAUUCAGCAAUUUGGAAGUAGUUAACCGAACGUUCUUUGAUGGGAACCCAAUCAAAACACUAAUGCAAGAUGCCUUCAAACCAGCCAAGAUCAGAGAAAUCUACAUGAGAUAUUGUGGUUUGACUAAUGUUUCACCGGUUGCUUUCGAUAGCCUGGCCAACACCCUUCAAAUCCUGGACUUAUCCGGCAAUAAUUUGACUACCUUACCCAAUAAGCUCUUCAACAAGUUUGAUUUUUUGAGAGUUCUCAGCCUUCGGGACAAUCAAAUAAAAAUUGAAUCACCAAUGGAAACUUUUAAUGCUGUGCAGUAUAAUCUCCUGAAAUUGGAUUUGAGCGGUGACAAAAAUGCUGCAACGAAUCUUCAAGAAUUACGAAAUAUGACUAGAUUGAGGAAUAUGCGAUCAUUAUCUAUAUCCAAGAUGAACACCCAAUCUUUAACUCCUGAAGAAUUCGCAGAUUUCGGCACCGAACUGGAAGAUUUACAGAUUACACGAUCUGAACUACAGUCUGUCAAGUCGCAUACAUUUAAAUACAUACGAGGAGUUAAGCGAUUGGACUUGAGUGAAAAUAAUAUUGGAACGAUUGAGAAUGAUGCAUUUGCAGAAAUUGGACAUUCGUUGAUAUCUUUUAAAAUUUCACAUGGAUAUUCGGGAAAUGCCUUGCCUUCGGACGCUCUCAAACAUUUGACUUCACUACAAGAGCUUGACUUCAGCAAUAAUAAGAUUACGAGUAUGAGUGAUACAAGUUUUCAUUUUUUGAAGAAUCUACGACUUCUUGAACUGCAUGAUAAUCGAAUUGAACAAGUCACGAAGGGUACAUUCCAGGGUGACAUUCAUUCAAAAUUGGAGGAGAUUUCUUUCAAAUUCAAUAGUUUAAAAUCAAUUUCACAACACACUUUCUUUGAUCUUGAGGCCUUGGAGAAACUUCAUCUUGACGAUAAUAAGAUUGAGAAAAUUGAACGACGUGCUUUUAUGAAUUUGGACCGUUUGGAAAUUCUCAGCUUGAGAGGAAACAAAUUGAAUUCAUUGUCAGAGGAAUCGUUCCAAAAUCUACCAGAGUUGGAAAUACUCGACAUGGCCUAUAACUCCUUAACAACAUUCGCGUUCGAUUAUUUCGAUCAGGUUGGGACUCUAUCAUCCCUCAACGUAAAUGUUAGUCAUAAUAACAUCAAAAUUCUGAUGAUUAACAACAGUUGGACGGGUCGUGAUGGUGGCAUGGUUCAUUCAAACAUCAAAAUUCUGGAUCUAUCUCAUAAUAAUGUAUCGGUCAUUCAUCCUGGAUAUUUCAAACCUGUGGAAAUGUCCUUGACGCAUUUGCAUUUGGGAUAUAAUAAUUUAACAAAUGCAACAAGAGAUGUUUUUGGAAAUAUGCCACAACUGAACUGGGUGGAUAUUUCACACAAUUUCAUCCGAGAAGUCGAUUUUGAUGCAUUCAAAAAUACAAAGAAACUUCAGGUCUUAUAUCUACAAUAUAAUAGGAUGACCGAUAUGCCAAUGGAUAUCUUCAAACCUGUUCAAGAACUAAGAGUUGUGGAUCUUUCACACAACAGGCUGCGAUCACUGCCUGAUCAACUGUUUUAUAAUGGCGGGCUUGAGAAACUGGAUGUCUCCCACAAUCAGCUACUGAAAAUCCCGAUUUCAUCAAUGUCAAGCUUAGCAGCGCUCACCCUCUGUGAAUUGCAUCUAUCAAACAAUUUCAUCUCAACCAUCCACAGCAUGGAUCUAUCAAAUAAAUUUCGAUCACUCAAAUUCCUUGAUAUUUCCUACAACUACUUACUCCGCAUUGAUGAUGCUGUUUUCGCUACACUUCCAAGAAUUUCAGUCUUAGAUCUAUCACACAAUCGCGAUCUAAAAGUAAUGGAAAAGUCCUUUAUGGGCUUGGAAAAUUCCCUGAUCAAACUGGGUCUCGAGAAUGUUUCGUUGACAACAGUGCCUGAGCUUCCAUUGGCUCAGUUACGGGAGCUCCGAAUCGCUAAUAAUGAACUUCCAUCCAUCCCACCAGAAUUAUCUUUCAACAUGAGCAAUUUGCGGGUAUUGGACUUAUCGAAUAAUGAUCUAACCAAUGUCCCAAUCAUCACACAAGCAUUACCACGACUUAGGACUCUACGACUAUCAGGAAAUCCAAUUACAUCACUUAUUAACAGUACAUUCGAUGGUGUUUCAGAUUCUUUAGAAAAUUUGGACAUUUCACACUUCAGGCUCAAAUUCUUUGAAUAUGGAACAUUGGACAAUCUACCGAAUUUGAGAUCAUUAAAAAUCACCGCAUAUGCUCACAUCCCCAAUUUCAACAUCCCAAUGUUUGUUGAAAAUCAAUACAACCUAAGAGAACUAUGGGUCGAAGCUCCCAGACCAAUAGCGGGAUCCCAGAAUGAUCCAAGUGGAAAGCAACCCCCUACAUACAAACAAACUGACCUCAAAUCUGAAAUGAAAGGAAAAUUACCUGCAAAAUUGAAAAAUAUCACCAUCAGCGGACCAGGAUUUUCGUCACUAGCUGAGGAUAUAUUGAAGGGCAUGCGAUCACCGUACCUCUACAUCACCCUAUUCAACACAUCCUUACCCGGCUUCCCGACUAACUUCUUCAAAAAUAUGGGUCGCGUGCGAAAUAUUUCAAUUGAUAUUCGCUACAAUAAUCCUGAAAUGAAACAAAUUCCUAAUCCAAAUACUGGACGUGUUCCAUAUUUACCACAAAGUGUGUUCUUGACGGAUCUUAAGAUGUCUGGAUCAAAUAUGAAUUGUGACUGUAAUUUGGGAUGGGUUGAAUUCUGGCAACGUAAACGUCGACAGUAUAUAUGUUCUGCGCAAACAUGGACUGAUACCGUUUUUCGCACCUUCAUGAAUUCUCCAUGCCAAAUUUACGGAAAACAUGAUUGCGAUCAAACGGAUGAUGAUUUGCGUGAAACACGCUGUGCCAAUAAGAAUGCACAACAACUGAUGGAGAUCCUCAAAUCUGAUCUUGAAUGUGGAUGGGAUCGGGCUGGAAGUAGUGUUAAGAUAACUAUAACUGUUCUCAUAAUAUCUCUAUGUUUUGUACUUUGGAUAUGACUAUUGAAAUAUGUAUAUAAAGUUUCCAAAGAUUUUUAUAGCGUUAUGGAAGAUGUCUACGGUAAGCAGUGAAUUGAUUGACUAGAUACGAAAAAAACACAAGCAGGUCUACUGAAAUUUAAUACAAUUGGUUCUAGACUAUCGAAUUUAUAGAAAUUGGUUAUCUAAUUUGCUUUUCAUCUUAAUAAAAAAAUAUAGAAAAACAACAAAAA
This is a messenger RNA of Hermetia illucens (black soldier fly), 4505 nucleotides long. RefSeq names its product chaoptin (gene chp). Gene Ontology annotation, molecular function: protein binding. The record is from RefSeq and is a predicted model, not a curated record. The transcript has 22 exons. NCBI's taxonomy places the organism in Eukaryota, Metazoa, Arthropoda, Insecta, Diptera, Stratiomyidae. Gene Ontology annotation, cellular component: extracellular matrix. The coding region runs from base 370 to 4293 and encodes 1307 amino acids.